Messenger RNA from Carassius auratus (goldfish), 1054 nucleotides. RefSeq names its product microfibril-associated glycoprotein 4-like. Gene Ontology annotation, biological process: elastic fiber assembly. The record is from RefSeq and is a predicted model, not a curated record. Lineage: Eukaryota; Metazoa; Chordata; Actinopteri; Cypriniformes; Cyprinidae. The transcript has 6 exons. The coding region runs from base 120 to 860 and encodes 246 amino acids.
AUGAAGAGGAGGAUCCUGACAAUCAGAAAGAUAUUUAAAAACACAUUCGUCGGUUGAACACUCACAAGAUUCUGAGCUCAUACGGUGCGUCUGAUCCUCUGAGCUGGACGUCUGAAGCGAUGAUCACUAACAUGAUUGUGUUGCUGUGUUUGUCUGCGCUGUUUCCCGUCUUGAUGUGCGCUGAAGAGGUCAAAUCAGAUUGCUUUCUGUCCAGAGACUGCUCUGAUGUGUAUUCAAGUGGGAAAAAUGUCAGUGGUGUGUACACCAUCACCUCAUUAAAUGGACCGGUGCAGGUCUACUGUGAGAUGGUCUCCAGUGGAGUAAAUGACAGAGGACACUGGACGGUGUUUCUCAGGCGAAUGGACGGCGAGGUGAAUUUCUUUAGACCAUGGGAGAGUUAUAAGAAGGGUUUCGGUAAUAAAGAAGGCGAAUACUGGCUGGGUUUAGAGUUUCUUCAUGAGCUGACCAACAGAUAUCAGUAUAAACUCAGAGCAGAUUUGGAGGAUUUUGAAGGGAAUAAGGCUUAUUCUGUGUACGACUCUUUCUCUGUGGGCUCUGAGGCUACUGGAUACAAACUGCAAGUGAGCGGCUUCGUAGAAGGAGGAUCAGAUCAAACUUUUGGUUAUCAUAAUGGAUAUAAGUUCUCCACCUUUGACAAAGAUAAUUCAGGAGCUAACUGUGCUAAAAAGUACAUUCAAGGAGGGUUUUGGUACAGAAAUUGUGAUUAUACAAACCCUACUGGUCUGUAUUGGUGGGGGAAAGAUGACAACAGUUUGAUGAGUGGACCCUUCUGGUACUACUGGAAGAACAGCUAUCAAUCUCUGAAGGCCGUCACCAUGAAGAUCAGACGUGUGAUGUAGAGCAGGUCUUACAAACGCUUCACUGCAGCUUGUGCACAUCCACAACUUCAUGCAUUCAUAUGGAUCCUUCUUAAAAUAUGCACAAUAAUUAAAUCCAUUGUCCAUAAAUAAAAAUGUGUUAAAAUUGGGUUAAUUACUUUUCAGCAUGCUUUGUCUGCAUUGAUUUUGAAGCAAUAAAAGUUUAUGCAAAGCAA